Molecule: messenger RNA, 3596 nt
Organism: Ctenopharyngodon idella (grass carp)
Lineage: Eukaryota; Metazoa; Chordata; Actinopteri; Cypriniformes; Xenocyprididae
Product: phospholipid scramblase 1
Exons: 7
Coding region: 1128-1928 (266 amino acids)
Biological process (GO): plasma membrane phospholipid scrambling
Cellular component (GO): plasma membrane
Molecular function (GO): phospholipid scramblase activity
Source: RefSeq, a predicted model, not a curated record
UGGAAAAUGCAAGGUCUUCCCUGAAAGAGACAACGUCUGGAUGGGAGCAUAUGGUGUUCUAGAACUUAGAUAUACCUUUCAGCAUUGAUGGUGCCUUUCCAGAUGUGUAAGCUGCCCAUGCCACACGCACUCAUGCAACCCCAUACCAUCAGAGAUGCAGGUUUCUGAACUGAGCGCUGAUAACAACUUGGGUUGUCCUUGUCCUCUUUAGUCCGGAUGACAUGGCAUCCCAGUUUUCCAAAAAGAACUUCAAAUUUUGAUUCGUCUGACCACAGAACAGUUUUCCACUUUGCCACAGUCCAUUUUAAAUGAGCCUUGGCCCAGAGAAAACACCUGCGCUUCUGGAUCAUGUUUAGAUAUGGCUUCUUUUUUGACCUAUAGAGUUUUAGCCGGCAACGGCGAAUGGCACAGUGGAUUGUGUUCACCGACAAUGUUUUCUGGAAGUAUUCCUGAGCCCAUGUUGUAAUUUCCAUUACAGGAGCAUUCCUGUAUGUGAUGCAGUGCCGUCUAAGGGCCCGAAGAUUACGGGCAUCCAGUAUGGUUUUCCGGCCUUGACCCUUACGCACAGAGAUUGUUCCAGAUUCUCUGAAUCUUUGGAUGAUAUUAUGCACUGUAGAUGAUGAUAACUUCAAACUCUUUGCAAUUUUUCUCUGAGAAACUCCUUUCUGAUAUUGCUCCACUAUUUUUCGCCGCAGCAUUGGGGGAAUUGGUGAUCCUCUGCCCAUCUUGACUUAUGAGAGACACUGCCACUCUGAGAGGCUCUUUUUAUACCCAAUCAUGUUGCCAAUUGACCUAAUAAGUUGCAAAUUGGUUGCAAACUUUUCCGGCCUCUUAUUGCUACCUGUCCCAACUUUUUUGGAAUGUGUAGCUCUCAUGAAAUCCAAAAUGAGCCAAUAUUUGGCAUGACAUUUCAAAAUGUCUCACUUUCAACAUUUGAUAUGUUAUCUAUAUUCUAUUGUGAAUAAAAUAUAAGUUUAUGAGAUUUGUAAAUUAUUGCAUUCCUUUUUUAUUCACAAUUUGUACAGUGUCCCAACUUUUUUGGAAUCGGGUUUGUACCUCUAGUGAAAUGUUUUCAUUCUCUUUCACUUCAUGUCUGAACAUGUACAGGUACUGAUAUCUGAUAGUUUAUGAGAUUUUCUGUUUUUCCCGUAGUACCUGUAUAUACCAUUGGCCCUCAUCCAGGCAGAAACGAAGUUUAUCCUACACCACCAGCCGGUUAUGUACCACCUCAGGUCCCGAUGGUCAUGCCAGUCCCAGACAGACCCCUGGGCUGUCCUCCGGGUCUAGAGUACCUGACCCAGGUUGACCAGCUUCUAGUUCAUCAGAAAGUGGAACUAAUGGAAGUUCUCAUGGGAUGGGAGACCAAUAAUCAAUAUGUGGUGAAAAAUAGUUUAGGGCAGCAGGUGUUUUUUGCUGCUGAGGAGAGUGAUUUCUGUACUCGUAUGUUCUGUGGAUCGGUUCGCUCCUUCCUGCUCCAUAUCAAGGAUAACAUGGGACAGGAAGUGAUGACUUUAUCCCGUCCCCUUAACUGCAGUAGUUGUUGCUUCCCUUGCUGUCUACAAGAGCUGGAGGUUCAGAGCCCUCCGGGCAGCCCUAUUGGUUAUGUAAUGCAAAGUUGGCAUCCUUUCCUGCCAAAGUUCACUGUUCAGAAUGAGAGAAAAGAACCCGUUCUGAAGAUUGUGGGACCGUUCUGUGACUGCAAAUGUUGCUCUGAUGUUAUUUUUGAGGUGAUGUCAAUGGAUGAGUCCUCAGUGAUUGGUCGAAUUAGCAAACAGUGGACAGGAUUUGAGAGAGAAGCGUUUACUGAUGCAGACAACUUUAGCUUACAAUUUCCAAUGGAUUUGGAUGUGAAAAUAAAAGCAGUUCUAUUAGGAGCCUGCUUUCUUAUUGAUUUCAUGUAUUUUGAGCACACUCAAAACCAAGAGUAAAACCAUCCUGGAGCUUUGUUCCCCAUUUGAUUACAUUGUGUAUUUCUUUUGAAAUACAAAUGCUGUAUAGUUUUCUCUUUGAAAUUUUAACUCAAAAUUAUGUGGAUCAUAGUCAUAAUUUUCCCCAAUUACAAUACUAUAUAGUGUAAAAACAUCCGGUUAUCUCAUCCUCACUAACAAUUCUUCCAGUUUUCUUCACCCUCACCUUUUUUACAUAUUAUUUAUAUAUAAACAGUAGUAAAGUAUUUUUUUUUUUACAUUCUUUUCAGACACUUUUCUUCUCCACCUUUCACUUCACCUCCACCUUACAUUGCUCCUUUCGUAAAUUUGUCAAAUAAAGAAAGGUGUGUCACCAUAAGCCUGCUGUGAAUACAUGUCAGCCCUCUAGAACAUGUAAAUGUUUAAUCUAUGAAAUGUGGAUUUAAAUCUUGCAUUCUCAUUUAGGUAAUUCUUCAGCUGGGCUUUUUUGGUUUUUAAAACUACUAGUUCAUAGGGUUGGGUAUCGUUUGAAUUUUAGCCAUUCCAAUUUUUUUUUUUUUUUUUUGAUUCCCAGUUUUGAUUCCAGUACGUUAAAAACAUUUAUAUCAAACAUAUUUGUUCUGUAUCUUUUGGCAAAACAUUGUGUUGCAGCUGAUUUCCAUUAACAAAAAUCAACAUCCUACAAAAAUAUCAGAAGCCUCAAGAACACUUUAACAUUUUUCCAUGGUUUUAACAAAAAUACCUCAGCAAAACAUCUCGGUUACGUAUGUAACCCUCGUUCUCCGAAGGAGGGAACGGAGACGUACGUCGGAACUGACCGACAAAUUGGGGAUUGCUUUGGGAGACCAAUCUACUUCGAGUGUAAGAAAACGAGCCAAUGCAUAUUGGCAUGCGAUGAUUGCAACAGCUACUCUGUGCUGUGGCGUGAGUAUUUAAUGAGCAGCAGGUGUGUCGCAUAUUUGCUUUUCCGCUGAGGAGCCGAGCUAGUGACUUGGCCGUACAGCAGAGGUACAACGACUGUGGCGACGGGACGUAUGUCUCCGUUCCCUCCUUUAGGGAAUGAGGGUUACAUACGGGUUACAUACGUAACCGAGACGCUCCCUUUCAGUCGGUCACGUUCGACGUACGUCGGAACUGACCGACAAAUUGGGGAUAUCUACCAACACGCCACUGUCGCUGGCCCUUCCUGCGCUCUGCUUGAUAAUCCUGGACCGCCCCCAACAAUUAGGGUAGUACAACAUAUACAACAUAUGUAAGUCUCUGGGGUGGUUCCAGCCUAGUUCUAGGGGGGAAGAUCACCAGCAAAGACGACAGAGCGGGCUCUGUCAAGGGAAAGACACGGGCUAGCCGGAUUGAAUAGCCUUAUCGUGGAAGAAUGCGCAUAUGGGAUCGCCACAGGGAACACAACAUAUGGACACCCAGCCUAACACAGGUUCCACAAUGGAAACAAGUGUAGGCCUGGCGUCAGACGCUCUGCCAUGUCUGACUGCCGGGGGGUGACGGAGGAACUCACAGGAUAGCCAUUUCUAGGGAACUCUACCGGAGAAUAGACGCACGUAUCCGGCCCAGCGGGCGGGAGUGGCGUUGCAAGCCGACACUUAGAACGGGUCCUUCACGCUACUGGCCACUGGAGGCGAGUAAACGGGAAGAUACCGGGUCUAAGGCUAUAGAACCUAGCGAACGUGUUAG